Molecule: messenger RNA, 345 nt
Organism: Lactuca saligna
Lineage: Eukaryota; Viridiplantae; Streptophyta; Magnoliopsida; Asterales; Asteraceae
Source: the annotation of a GenBank genome assembly
AUGAUUGAUCCGGAUAUUGAAAGUGGGGUGUUGUUCACAAAGACAACUGAAGGUCCUUCCAAGAAGCACAAAGGAUCUAAGAAGGAAGCUCUGCCAAGUCCUUUGAAAGUUAGUAUGGUUGCAAAAGAGGUGAAAUCUCUAAAUAAGGUUGCUGUUAAAGUAAAAGCUUCGAAGAAAAGCUCGUUGCCAGUUGUUACUGAAAUAGUUAAUCCUUCGAAGGAUGUAGUACCUUCUAAGACUGGUACUCUAAAAAGACUCAAGAAAAUGGCUCAUAAACCUCAUCAUUCUCCUAAACGGUCUGGAAGUUUUUCACCAUCCUUUGUCAGAAAGCCACAAAUUGGUUGA